Drosophila persimilis is the source of this 1420-nucleotide messenger RNA. Its product is annotated as lactosylceramide 4-alpha-galactosyltransferase-like. The record is from RefSeq and is a predicted model, not a curated record. The coding region runs from base 111 to 1256 and encodes 381 amino acids. The transcript has 2 exons. Gene Ontology annotation, biological process: glycosphingolipid biosynthetic process. Gene Ontology annotation, molecular function: alpha-1,4-N-acetylgalactosaminyltransferase activity. Lineage: Eukaryota; Metazoa; Arthropoda; Insecta; Diptera; Drosophilidae.
UUGUUGUCCAAAUUUGAAAGAAGUUGUUUAUCGAACUCAAAGUAAGCAAGGUAUUGCAAGAUAGUCCAUCAAUCUAUACAGGAGUGCCCAAUUUUCAUAAAACCUUCAACAUGAUUCUGCGGUAUUUUACCAACGGAUUACUCCGAUUGCUGUUCAUGACUUUGAUUGUGACUCUGAUAGGUAUCAUUACACUCACAUACAAUUGGCCAAAAGGGGCAGACGUAGAGUCGGUGCCACAGUCGACAGUGGGAGCUGCAGAGGACCCUGAGCCGACAGCGGCAUCUAGCGAGCCACUGGCGAGCAUCCGUCUAGACGAUGUUCUACUGGCGGAGCCCAGGCCCACGCCCGGACAGAGCAUAUUUUUCCACGAAACGAGCUCCUAUGAUGCCAAAAACAAACAUCUUAAUAUCCUGAAGCUAACCGCCCGUCAAUCGUGUGCUAUCGAAUCUGCUGCACUCCAUAAUCCGAAUUUCCAAGUGUUCGUUUUGUUCGUUGACCGAAAAUACAGUCUUGUUGUUGACCCCAACGUAGGGAAUAGAAGCAUCCAGCAGCCUCUUUUCGAUGCCAUCUUAAGCUAUAGCAAUGUCCAUUUGCGGCGUCUAAAUCUCUGGAGAUAUGCUGCAGGCACACCCAUGGAAGAAUGGCUCAGGGAGGGUAAUCUGUUUCGCUCGCGAUAUUUGGUCUCCCACAUCUCUGAUUUUCUGCGUUAUUUGACCCUAUUUCGCUAUGGCGGCCUGUAUCUGGACAUGGAUGUGGUCGUGCUUCGAAGAAUGGAGGAUAUACCACCAAAUUACACAGGAGCCGAGUCCGAUACUUUCCUUGCCGCUGGCAUCAUGAACUUAGCAGCCAGUGGCUUUGGUCAUCAGAUUGCCGCCUCUUGUCUGCACGACUUUCAGACAAAUUUCGAUGGCAAUGUUUGGGGGCAGAAUGGCCCAGAGGUGAUAACACGCGUGGCCCAACAGAUUUGCGGGACCAAGAAUAUCUCAGUGAUGCAGACGAAUCGCAAACGCUGCUUGGGUUUUAAGGUGUUUGGUAGAGGCGCCUUCUACGCUGUGACCUCUGAUAAGUGGCUGAACUUCUUUAAUCCACAUAAACUGGAGGAGACCUUGGCCCGCACCAAAGACUCGUAUGCGGUGCAUGUGUGGAACAGCCAAUCGGAAAAGCAACCAAUUAAGAUUGGGUCAACCUGUGCCUAUGCCAAAUAUGCCGAGAAAAAUUGUCCACGCGCCUAUCAUGCUGCAGGUGAAUACUUUUAGGAAUUUUAUCUUCAAGAUUCUCUGAAUUUUAAAAUUGUAAACGUCUUAUCAUGGAACGGGCCAGUCAUGAUCGACGUCGGAGAAUUGGGACUUUUAUAAAAUUAAUAUUUUGUUUUCUUUUACGUAUGGACUAAGGGACUAAGCAGUACGAAUACCCGUCUGAA